Messenger RNA from Papilio xuthus (Asian swallowtail), 942 nucleotides. Its product is annotated as epidermal retinol dehydrogenase 2. The annotation marks the transcript as partial. Lineage: Eukaryota; Metazoa; Arthropoda; Insecta; Lepidoptera; Papilionidae. Gene Ontology annotation, cellular component: lipid droplet. The record is from RefSeq and is a predicted model, not a curated record. Gene Ontology annotation, molecular function: oxidoreductase activity, acting on the CH-OH group of donors, NAD or NADP as acceptor. The transcript is spliced from 6 exons.
AUACGCGAACUCCUGUGGACUCUUCUGGUGGUCAACUUCGAGAUCUUGCGCGCCAUCUUUCGAUGGCUUUUCCCAGCUGAACGUAAGGAUGUCGCCGGAGAAGUUGUACUGAUUACAGGCACAGGCCAUGGUAUGGGCCGCGAGAUGGCAUUGCGGUUCGCACGGUUGGGCGCCAAAGUGGUUUGCGUUGAUAUCAACGCUAAGAGCAACGAGGAGACUUACAACAUGAUACUAGCCGAAAAAGGAAAAGCUUAUAAAUACGUUUGUGACGUAACGGACCGUGCAGCGGUGCUGCAGCUCGCAGAGCAGGUCCGCAGGGAUGCAGGUGACGUCAACGUGCUGGUCAACAAUGCGGGCAUUAUGCCAUGCAAACCCAUCACAGAGCAGACAGAGAAGGAAAUCCGUCUCAUGAUGGAUAUCAAUGUUAAUGCUAAUAUUUGGUGUAUUCAAGCGUUCCUGCCAGCGAUGAUCGAACGUAACCACGGUCACAUCGUGGCGUUAUCGUCUAUGGCGGGCCUGAUGGGCAUCCGCAACCUCGUCCCGUACUGCGGCUCCAAGUUCGCUGCCAGGGGUAUCAUGGAGGCGCUCGCUAUUGAAGUGAGAGAGGACCCCAGGGAUACAAGUGGAAUCCACUUCACGACAGUCUGCCCAUACAUUGUGAACACAGGGUUGUGCCACAAGCCUCGUAUCCGCUUUGAGAGCGCAAUGAAGGUUGUCAACGCUGGCGAGGCGGCGGACAUGAUUGUUGAUGCUGUGCUCAGGAAUGUCAUGGAGAUUACUAUCCCUCCUGAAUUACAUUAUAUGAAUCGGUACAUUCAUCGACUACUCCCGUUCCCCGCGGCCGCCGCUUUCAACGACUUCUUCGACACCGGCGUUGAUGCUCACGACUGAAUGUUGUUUACAUAAAUUUUUGUAUAUUUCUAGUAAAAUAUUUUAUUUUUA